Cylicocyclus nassatus is the source of this 657-nucleotide messenger RNA. NCBI's taxonomy places the organism in Eukaryota, Metazoa, Nematoda, Chromadorea, Rhabditida, Strongylidae. The record is from the annotation of a GenBank genome assembly.
AGAGUGCUCAAUGUUCCUGUUCCUUGCAUGGAUUCCAUUGGUAAACGCUUUCAUAAACCCAGACAGCAAUGCACUGAUUUCAAAGAUCGCGGACAAAUAUUCUGGUUCCUUUUAUCCCAGAUGUUCUAACGAAGCGUGUCCUGGGCACUGCGAAAGUAAGUGGACUUACUUCGACCAAACGGAUGCCUGCUAUAAGACUUUCUACAAUGCAAAUUUUCACGAUGCCGAGUACAUCUGUAGCACUGUUGGAGGACAUUUGACUUCAGUUCACAGCUACGAUGAAAAUGUUUUCGUAGCCGAGCUGGCAAAAAUGGGUAAGACAUGGAGUGACGAUUACGGCCUUGACCUGACUUGGAUCGGUCUGAGGAGUUACGGUACACAAAGCAGGAACUGGACCUGGACUGAUGGCACGAAAGUUGACUUUCUAGCUUGGAUCCCAGAAGCACCUGUCAGCGGAAGGGAUUGUGCGCUGCUGUACAGUGAUCCUUAUGUCAAACCGGAAUAUGGAUAUUAUUAUCAGAAGUGGACAAGCCACCAUUGCGUCAUGGCUCGGAGAGCUUUUGUAUGCAAAAAAAGGUCUUUGCACUAAAGCUAUACUUACUUGCAUUGAUGUAUGAGAAAAGAAGUUACUCAAAGUCAGCAAUAAAAAGUUUUCGC